Durio zibethinus is the source of this 1997-nucleotide messenger RNA. RefSeq names its product photosystem II 5 kDa protein, chloroplastic-like. NCBI's taxonomy places the organism in Eukaryota, Viridiplantae, Streptophyta, Magnoliopsida, Malvales, Malvaceae. The record is from RefSeq and is a predicted model, not a curated record.
CUGUUUUUUCUUCGUUAGUCCCUUCGGCUUAAAGGAUUCAAAUGGUUUUACUUUGCCAUAAUUUAAGAAUUCACAUCUUCACCUAGUAAUGGAAUGGUUUUGAAGCUACAGAUGCUCAGGCUUAAAAAAAGGAUUUGAAUUGGCUGGAUGUUUUUUGAUUUGGCUGGCAAUACCCUCCUAGUAAAAAGAAAUGAAAAAGAAGGUAUCAUAUAUUUCUUAUAAUAAUUAUACAGGAGGGCAUCGGCAAGUCCUUGGCAGACUUUGGGACAUGUUGAUACUGCAAUAUAUGGUGCAACAAGUAGUAGACUUACACGCAGCGAGAUCCUUGAACGAUAACAAGAAUAUGAGGAUUCUGUUCUGGGAAGAGAUAAUGUCCAAGAUGUGGGAAGAUUGGAAAUGGUCUGUGGAAGCGCAAAGCCGCCUGACUCUGCUUGCAGCAUUGCACAGUAUGAAAAUUGUUACGAGCCUUCUUACUUCUGCCUUCAGGAGAGUUAGGGCUGGAUAGUUUGGCCUACAAGUAAACUACAAACCUCUGCUACUUUAAGCAGAUCAGUUUCUUUAGCUUUUAUCAUUUUAGGGAAUGCACUCCAUUUAUUAAUUCAAAGAAGCUUCCCGAUUGGAAUCCUUAAAGUCUUAUUAAACUUUUUCUUAGCGGGCUGACACAAUGAAAUCCUGAUUCAGUCUUGGAUUCACCUAUCGCAAGGGUGUCAUCUGGUCGUGAAGAUCUUUUUGCUAAUGUACAUGAUUUACUGCCACCCCCAUAUGAUGCAAGAGAACAGGAAGCAUUGUAUGCUUAGAUUUGGCAUGCCUUAGGUUCCAACUGAUAUAAUCCCGAAUGACAAAUUUUUUGAAAACGGCCUAAUUGGUCCCAUUCCAUUUUAUAUGCUUUGUACAUCAACGGUUAAUUCAAAACAUUUUGCUGUCACUCUAUGGUGAUUAGAACCACUUGGACAUUUCUAGUCACCUGUAAAUCUGUGUGUUUCUUCACUUCCCCCACGUAGUCAGUUUUCUAUAGCCAUGCGGCAAAGUUUUGGUAGCCCUUGUGUUUGUAAAAGUUGGACUUACUGAAUUGUAGCAAUAUAUUUCAUGAAUAUAUUGUUGAGAAAGAAAAAGACAUUUCAUUUCAUUUGUUUUGUUAUACAUGAUAUGUGCUGGUUUGUCCAUGAUCCUGUUUUUCUGGCCUGCCUUUAUCUAGCAGCAAGGGAUAAGAAUUCAAAGUGAGGGAAGAAGAAUAAAUGAAGAGAAGGAAUGAAUUAUCUGGAGAGAAAUGCAGGAGUUCUCGUAAUUGCUGGUCCCCAUUUUCUGAAAAUGUGAACCACCUAGGAGAGUUCAUGGCCACCACAGUUUUCCACCUUGAUAAUACGAAUGAUGUGGCACUCAAAUAUUGGCCCAAAAUUUUCUUUCGAUAAGGUCUCCGAUUCGGAUGCUCCACCAACGACUUCAUUUCUUCUCCUUCACGUUCCUAAACUAAGAAUUUAACUAACUAGAAACCUAAACCCCUCAGAGUCAGAAACUCUUUGACGCCCGCCAAGUACCUGCAGAAAAAUGGCUUCCAUCACAACGACAGCAUCAUUACUCAGCAGCACCACCAGCCUCACAAAAGUUUCUCCCACAAUUGCCCACCGUAGACUUGUGGUUGCCAAUGUUGCCAAAGGAGCCCAAGUGGAGAGUGUUAAGUUGAGUGGUGAUAGCAAAAGAGAGUGCAAUAAUGGCAGGAGGGAGUUGAUGUCUGCAGUUGCAGCUGCUGCCGUUUGGUCAGUUGCUGGAGUUGCAGCGGCGGGGGAGCCAAAACCUGGCACCCCAGAGGCCAAGAAGGUGUAUGCUCCUGUUUGUGUCACCAUGCCAACUGCCAAGAUCUGUCACAAGUGAGGCACUGCUGUAGUUUGGCUAUGGCGAGUGCUAAAUGAUUUAAUUUGCCAGUACUUGUAAUCUUUAAUUAUAUAUCUCGGAGGAACCCACUUCAAUUUAGUGCGUUAUUUUGUCUGAUGAUCACAAUG